GGACGAGUCAGUCAAGUUCGGAUCAGAUCAGGAAGGAGCGCACCGGCAGAGCGAGACACACGGCACCAGGGGAGAGUCAGCGCGCGGUUGAUUGUUUCAUGCCAUUACAGAUUAUUUCUACCGCUCAUCCGUCUAACCAACAGCACUUUCUACUGUAAAAAAGUCGAGGAUCCUCAAGCGACACGGAGGAGAGAUGCAGCCGGCGGCGAGAUGGACUUUGCGGCUUCUUAUCGUGGGUUUGAUGGCGCAAGGCUGCUUCUCAUCCAAGGCAGAGGACCGGCUCUUCAGGAAACUCUUCAGAAGAUAUAACCAGUUCAUCCGACCAGUGGAGAAUGUGUCUGACCCCGUUACUGUGGAGUUUGAGGUCUCCAUCUCGCAGCUGGUCAAAGUUGAUGAGGUGAACCAGAUCAUGGAAACAAAUCUAUGGCUCAGACAUAUUUGGAAUGACUACAAGCUGCGGUGGAUGCCCAGGGAGUUUGACGGGAUUGAGUUCAUUAGAGUUCCAUCCAACAAGAUCUGGAGACCCGACAUCGUGCUCUACAACAACGCUGUAGGUGAUUUCCUGGUUGAGGAUAAGACCAAGGCUCUGCUGAAGUUUGAUGGUACCAUCACCUGGGUCCCUCCAGCCAUUUUUAAGUCUUCCUGUCCCAUGGACAUCACCUACUUCCCCUUCGACUAUCAGAACUGCUCCAUGAAGUUCGGCUCCUGGACUUAUGACAAAGCCAAGAUUGACCUGGUACUAAUCGGGUCUAAGGUGAACCUGAAAGACUUCUGGGAGAGUGGCGAGUGGGAAAUCAUUGACGCUCCUGGCUACAAGCAUGAUAUCAAGUACAACUGCUGUGAGGAGAUCUACCCAGACAUCACCUACUCCUUCUACAUCAGGCGCUUGCCACUCUUCUACACCAUCAACCUCAUCAUCCCCUGCCUCCUCAUCUCUUUCCUCACAGUGCUGGUUUUCUAUCUCCCGUCCGACUGUGGUGAGAAGGUCACGCUCUGUAUCUCCGUCCUGCUCUCCCUCACUGUGUUCCUGCUCGUUAUCACCGAGACCAUCCCCUCCACGUCGCUGGUCAUCCCGCUCAUUGGAGAGUACCUGCUCUUUACUAUGAUUUUUGUCACGCUCAGCAUCGUCAUCACCGUGUUCGUGCUGAACGUUCACUACCGCACGCCAAUGACCCACACUAUGCCGGAUUGGGUGCGCUCGGUGUUUCUCAGAGUGCUACCGAGGAUCAUGCUGAUGCGGAGACCGAUUGACGAGGACAGCAAGACUGGGGGGUUGGACAGCAGUGGGGAGGCAGGAGGAGCUGGAGGGGGAGGAGGAGGCGGAGGAGGGAAAGGAGGGAAGAAGAGGAAGAAUAGCUUGCUGCAGCAGGUCGGAGGAGGCUCCCUCAACUGCUUGGAGUUCGGGGACAGUAAGUUCUCGUCCGUGGACGGCUGCACUGGGAAGAAAUGCACUUGCCCCUGCCAGCAUGGGAAGGAGACCCCAGAUACACCAGACUUGGGGAAGAUAACACGUCAGCUGAGUCCAACAAGCAUCAGCACGGUGGUGGCCUUUUCUGUGCUGUCGCCUGAGGUCAAACAGGCCAUCGAGAGCGUCAAGUACAUCGCUGAGAACAUGAGGAGUCGCAACAAGGCCAAAGAAGUGGAGGAUGACUGGAAGUACGUCGCCAUGGUGAUCGAUAGGAUCUUCCUUUGGGUGUUUGUGACCGUAUGUGUCCUGGGAACUGUGGGCCUCUUCCUCCAGCCGCUUUGUGGCUUCGUUUCAUAACUUCUAAACUAACAGGGUUCACUGUCGCCCUGUGUCGAACAAUCCUGAACUAUUGACGAACUUUUAGUUCUCAGUUGACCAAUCAGAAGACAGAGUCCUAAAGCACACAUUGGUGUGCAAGUUUUGCUUCUUGCCUUUUGCAAAAAUAUCGAAACAGUGACGUUGGGUUUACAGUUUUGGCACUGGCUGGUAAAGUGCUUAACAAAAACAAAGGUUCUAAUACCUAAUUUUUAUAUAUUUUAAGGCUGCUUUACCUUAACAAUCAUUAUCAUUAACCUUUAGAAUACCUUAUAAAGCCUUUGGAUGAACUUCAAAGAAAUCAAGGGGGUAAUGCGUUCUACAAAGUGUGCUCUUUUAACAAAGUUGACCAUUUUUAACAAGAAAAUAAAACAUUUAAAAAAUAUAUCUAGUUCAUUGAUCACAGCUUUUAAAUGUAUCUCUGUAAUCUGUAAUGUUUUGCUAGGUUUGUCUGAAUGUGUAACAACAUGUUGUAGAGCCCAGAGAUUAUUAAACAGCAACAAUAGGCAGUGACUGUGAUUUGGUUCUUGUUAGCAAUGUGUAGCAUCACGCUAUCAUCACACAGAAAUGGUUUC
Trematomus bernacchii (emerald rockcod) is the source of this 2358-nucleotide messenger RNA. It is a transcript of the gene chrna6, whose product is annotated as cholinergic receptor, nicotinic, alpha 6. NCBI's taxonomy places the organism in Eukaryota, Metazoa, Chordata, Actinopteri, Perciformes, Nototheniidae. The transcript has 8 exons. Gene Ontology annotation, molecular function: transmembrane signaling receptor activity; acetylcholine-gated monoatomic cation-selective channel activity. The record is from RefSeq and is a predicted model, not a curated record. Gene Ontology annotation, cellular component: postsynaptic membrane; neuron projection; synapse. Bases 194 to 1765 code for a protein of 523 amino acids. Gene Ontology annotation, biological process: chemical synaptic transmission; signal transduction; monoatomic ion transmembrane transport.